Messenger RNA from Symbiodinium sp. CCMP2592, 5358 nucleotides. NCBI's taxonomy places the organism in Eukaryota, Dinophyceae, Suessiales, Symbiodiniaceae. The record is from the annotation of a GenBank genome assembly.
AUGGGCCGCGGCCAGGAUCAAUGGGGAGCUUGGAGUGGCCAGCAAACCGAGUACGAUGGGUGGUACUCGCAGCCGUGGCGUGGCAAGGGCUAUGGCAAGGACCAGGGCAAGGACAAGUCUGGACAGCAGCCCAGGAAGGCCAAGGAUGCCAAGGGCGAGAAGCCUCAUUUCCCGACCUUCGAGGAUGUCGAACUCCCGGCCAAGGACCGACCCUCGCAGUCCAGGCGUGGUCGGGAAGUGGAAACCGAAGCACGGGACGAGGACAUCCCGGACUUUGCCAAGACCUUCCAGAAGAUCCUCAAUGGGCUCCGCAAAGCAGAAGGACGCCUCCGCCGUGGUGGCGAGGAAAAGGAGGCACUGGAUGCCAAAUGGGCCAAGUUCCAGCAGGACCUCAAGAAAAACUUCAUGCAGGAGCGCACGAAGUACAUGGACAGGGUUGCCAAGCUGCAGGAGGAGGCCACUCAAUGCCAACAACAGCGGGUCGAGGCUAUCAGAGACCUUCAGAUUAUCCUGGGUGGAGGCACGGUGGAGCCCAGCAAACCUGUGGAAGCCCCGACCGACAAGGAGGCGGAAGCCGAGUGGGACAAGCUGCUCACGGAAAAGAGCGAGGAGGAGAACCUGGGCGACUUCCUUGCGGAUGCCAUGGCUGGAGGACACCAGCCAGGCGAAGCAGUCAGAACCGCCAUGCUCAAGGUCCUGGCCAAGACCCUGCACGACGAUGGGCCUCCCGGAACACCGGCCAGGCGUCGGACGGAUGCCGCGGCAAUGACCCCACCGGCGGCCUCCCGAGCUGCCCGUCGGGCAGACAAAACUCGGGUCACGGAGAUGGAGAUCGAAGAGCCCUACGUUGGCGAGACUACGAAAGACCCCUACAUGGCUUCCCCGUCGGCGGCUACGGGCUUUAUGGCGUCCCCGGCCCCGAAGACGCGGAGCCGCAAUGGCCCGAGGGUAUCGAUCAAGGAGGCCAGCAAGGCGCCGGUUACCCCACCAACCGGCAAGACAUCCCUCGCAGACAAGCUCGAGGCUGCCCGGGCCGAAGAACUUGCAAAGACCCUGGAGGAGUCCAUCGAUGUCUCAGACGAGGACGAGCUGGUUGGCAACCUGGGCAAUGCAAGCGAGGGCCAAGUGGCCGAGCCGGCAGCCAUAUGCCACUGGCGCCAGUUGGAACUGAGCGCUGGACUUAUGAAUCAGGGACUACUUCCUGGUGAUGGUCCCUGGGUGACACCCUCUUGCGGCUUUUUCGGUCAGUCCGCAGUGCAGCAUCGCUGCACCAAUCCUUUUGCCUAUGAGGCCUCGGAGCAGGCCGGCAAGAUAUACGAUGUCAUUGACCUGCAGGAAUGGGCCUUCGGCAAGAUCCUGGCAGGACUGGACUUCCUUCUGCCCUCAACUACGCAGCUCUGCGAGGCCCUUGGCAACACAUUUCGAAUGCUUGUGCUGAUGGUGUUGAUCCUUUGGCUCUCUGCGCAUGUUCGAUGGCAGCGGCCCUUUGCUGCGACUGCCAAGCCUGCGCCAAUACUCUUGAAGGUGGUCCUAGCGGCGGUUAUCAUCAAUGGUGGCUCCGCUACCAAGUCCAACGCAGAUGACCCAUUGGGGAGAGGAGCUGCAAGUGCAAGACUUGACGAUGUAGCCCUGUGGAUGGCCGGACAGCCCACGGUUGCAGAACAACUUCAAGCGUGCCUGACGAGAUUCGCCCUGCAGACCCCGCUGCAAAGUGGUGCUACUGCUCCGGCACAACUACAUGGACCUGGGCCGCCGGUCGUUGGGCGACUACCGCCGGAGCCGAUUGUCCCAGAGCACCUUGAAGAAUGGGACCCCGAGGAACCGGAAGAGGAAGCAGUCCACAUAUCCUUUUGGGUCACCUCACCGGACAUGGAGGCAACGUCUGUGGACAUGUCCCUGCCCUUCCCCUUGGACACCGAUGAUGUUAAGGACCGGGUGAAACGGGCUGUGCGCGGCUUCGGCACAGACUGGCUUGAUGAGAUAGUCAUGCUCCGGCCCCAGCUCGAGGAGGAGUUCUGCAGUUGUGUUAUGAUACCCCACUGGAACCUGCUCACAGAAAAAUGGGCUGUUGUGGUUGAUGCGGCAGAACUGGAGAAAGGCGUCUUCGCCUUUUACAUCCACAGCCCUAUCACUCGAUUCGCAGUGCUAGGGCAACUGGGCCUGGAUAUGGACGCCGAGGUCGACGUCUAUGUGGCGGGAGGCCUGGUACCGCUGCAAACCGCGGACUGCAUCCCCCCAACCAACGGCUGCCUCAUCAAAGUGGUCCCGGAGGGCAUGGAUAUCCAGUGGGCGAGCAACUUCGAUGACCGCCUAACUGACCCACUUUGUUGGGACCCUGACUAUCCUCACCCUAGCCUUUUGCCAGGGCGAUUCAUUGAGUUUCAGACGAAGAACAACAUUUACCUCCACCGCACCAACCAUGCUGAUGUGAGGCACCCGCGCAGUGUCGCCCGCGAGGCCUUUGGCCUUCGCGACGAGGACUUCUGGCUCAGAGCCCCUACUGACCGACCGCUGGGUAUGUGCAGAAGGGCCAGGAGAACCCAUUCGAUCAUUGCGGUCGUCCACGAGACCGAGGUGCCGAAAGAGGACCACCACAUCGUCUUCUUUGACCUGAGGGCAGUCGGAUUGUGGGUCCAUUGGACCCCCGCGCAGCAUGGCAUUGUCCACCCAGGGAGGUACAUCCAAACUUUCCGCCUCCCACGUAUCGACGGCUACUCGGUGAUUGUCAAAGGUGGCAAAAAAUAUGGCGAUCAGGGGCUCUUACAGGUCGACGACGGCGAGGUGCUGGAGGUAGUCCUUCGACGACAAGGGGAUAUCUCCUCCCCCGAGCCACAGGACUCUGAUGACCAGGAGAGCGAUGACAGUGAUUGGAGACACAACCUCCCCAGCUCAUCCGACCUCACCCCACCGGGACAUCAGGAAGGAGAAGGUCCCUUCGGCCCACCUCCACCACAACCGGUCAACCGCGAAAGAAGCCGAAGCCCCCAUGCAGGGAAUGGCAGGACAAGAGUCCUCGAGCUCAGCCGCCACGUUUCCCCAGUGCAGUAUGACCUUGAAGAGGAGCUGAUAGAGCUACCACAUGGCCGUGAAGAUGUGAAACAAAUUCUUCGCACAUGGCCAGCAGACUGGCUCAAUUAUAGCCCCAUGCAACUGCCACUCAAGGACGAAACGCGCCAGGCUUUACGCGACACACUACACUGGAGUCAGCUCCUGGUGAUGCAGGCAGAAGGCCACGACCUUGAAGCGGAGGUCUACGUCGAUGGCUCCUACUUCCCGGAGGGACAGCGUAGUGGAUAUGGCGUCGCGGUGCUGCUAAGAUGUGCGGGAUUCCUGGCCUUACUCGGAGUCUUUGGCGGCCCCAUUCUCUGUGAUGGAGGAGACGUAUGGGACUUCCACGCCCCGCCGGCCCUGAAGGCGGAACAAGUCGCCACUGCGGCAGCAUUACUUUGGUUGGCCCAGAGCAGAUGGAGCAUGCCCCUCACAGGGGCUAAAAUCUAUUACGACUGCCAGGCUGUUGGCAUGAGCACAGCGGGCGACUGGAAUCCUCCCAACGAGUUUGGCCAAAAGACCCGUCACCUUGCUGCUUAUGUUCAGGGCCUCUUCGCCAACAACCUGACGUUCGAGUACACGCCUGCGCAUGUUGGACAGGCAUGGAAUGAGCUUGUCGACACGGUUGCCAAAGCUGGCGCCCAGGGAGACGCCAGCUUACCGGAGGCUCCACAUGCCAACAUCGCGGCAUUCUUUCGUGCCGACAUCGGAUGGCUCCAUGUCGCACAACGCGGGCUUGCGCAGCACACGGCCCAGAUCCGAGCGGGCCAAUGGCUGGUCGUUCCUGGUGGAAGUGCCCAGGCUUGCAGUCCACUCCAGCCCAGCGACAUCAUCCCCACCACAGGGGGAAACCCAACGGGUCAAGACGGCUGCUUCGAGGUCAAGUGUGUAACAACGAACAUCCAAGGCUUCAAGGGAUGCCACGCCUACCUGGACGAGCAGUAUGCGCUGGCUGGAUACCAGAUUCUGUUCUUCCAGGAGACCAAAGAGAGCGAGGGCAGCACAGCAAGCCGGCGCUACGUGCGGUUUGCCUCGCCGGGAUGCAGCCAUUGGGGCACGGCUAUAUGGAUCAGCAAGGAGUAUGGGAUCGCGAAUUUUCGUGGCAAGGCCAUUUAUGUCAACCAUGAAGAGGUCAGUGUCUCGUACAGUGACCCCCGCCUCCUCAUCCUGAUGGUCGCCCAAGGCUCACUUCGUAUCCUCUUGUUCUCUGCGCACGUCCCCCAUGCCGCCAAGCCAAAGGAACGAAGUGAAUUCCUUGUGAAGCUGAGAGAACACUUGCGAAAUGCGGGCAACUGCGACCUUAUCCUAGGUGGCUGUGAUGCAAACGGGAGACCGCCCCCACUCUUUGCGGAAGUCACCGGCUCCCUGGAGUAUGGGGACUCAGAUGAAGCAGGCCGACAGUUUGCGGAAUGCUUACAACAGACCGGCCUUUGGCUUCCCUCUACCUAUGCUGAAAGCCACACUGGCCCGCAAGAAACAUUCCGGCACGCCACCGGCAACCUCCACCGUAUCGACUUUAUCGCGAUCGGGGGAAGCGCCUACACCCUUGGGGCCAGCAGCUGGACUGAAACCCAGAUCGACCUCGCCGCGACCAAGGACGAUCACUGGCCGGCAGCGGUACACAUCUGGGGGCAGAUCGCCGGGGUCCAACAACAGCCCCGGCUCAAAAAGCCCAAAUAUGACAGAGGCAAAAUGAUGACGCCGGAGGGGCGGGCCAUCCUCCGUCAAGCUUGGGAGGCCUAUGUGGCGCCCCCGUGGUGGAGCCACGUCGACGAACAUUGCCGACAUAUGCAGGCCUACAUCACGAAAUGCCUCGACGAACACUUCGCGAUCACCGCCGACGGCCCCAAGGCACAUUACAUCACCGAGGACAUCUGGAGAUGGAGGGCACAAAAGCUGCGACUCAAGAGUCUGGCCCAACACCGGCGAGGACUUUGGCGGCAUCUACUGCGGCAGGCACUUCUGCACUGGCAGGGCCGCACCAAGGUUGCGAUUGAGCCAGAGAUCUGCAAAGAAGGCCUCCUGUACCAGCUCGCCUCUUGUGCCAUCGGGGUUGUCACACAACGAAUCAAGCGGGAGGUGCAUACCAAUAUAAGGCUGAAUAUCUGCAGUCCUUUUUCAACGGCUGCCCUCAAUCAGCAACACAACUCCUGCAACAGGCCAAACGACUGGGAGUCGGGGGGCGCAAGAAGCAAGGAGGCCGUCGACCACUACCUGCCCUUUAUGACCACCAAGGCCGCCCCGCGAGGUCGGCAGCUGACCAUGACGCCAUUUGGCUCCGUCAUUUCGGGCGACAGGAAUGUGGUGUGA